AUGGUUUAAAUUAGCCCUCGGCCGCGACGGCGUAUAUACCCCAGGCAUCAUCUACCUCUCCUUCCCCAGAUAUCGCCAGUCAGCGUGCUCAACAAUUUAAUUACCACUCUGGCGUUAUUAGUUCACUAUAUCAUUGUCGACUGUGCUUAGUCGCCGGCCCAACGACCCCGACUGGCUGCAUGCGUUUCGCCGUUCGUCUUCCAUGCCAAAUUUCGUCCGCCACUGCUCCCUUCCUUUUAUUUAUCGCCCGAGUGCCCACUCCCCAGGACCCCACUCCGCCAGUCUAGCUUGCUCUGUCAGGAAUAAAACAGCCCUCCUCCCCAUCUCUCUGCAAUAUACCUGCAGUGUAUAUUGCGUCCGCCCGUUUUCGAUUAUAUAUAUACCUGUGUAUAUAUAUAUAUCCAUAUAGAUACAUAUACAGCGAUGGCACCCGGCGGAAGGGACUUCAACUGCUCGUGGGAGCACUGCGGGAAGUCCUUCAAUCGCAAAUCCGACCUCUGCAGGCACUAUCGCAUUCACACCAACGAGCGCCCCUACCACUGCACCGUCGCCGACUGCAACAAGAGCUUCAUCCAGCGCAGCGCGCUCACCGUGCACUCGCGCACCCACACCGGCGAGAAGCCUCACGUAUGCGACCAUGAGGGUUGCCACAAGGCCUUUUCUGACUCCUCGAGUCUAGCUCGUCAUCGGCGCAUUCACACGGGCAAGCGCCCUUAUAUAUGCCAGGAGCCCACCUGCGAAAGAAGAUCUAGCUUCUGCAGAAAGACAACCCUGACAAAACAUCAACACCGUUCCCAUCCCCCUGAUGCCACUCGUCUCUCGUCCGAAGAGGCCACGCCAGACCACACAUCGUACCAGACCCCAGUGGUGACAUCAAUGCCUGCGAGCCAGUACCUUCUCGCACAUCAAUCAAUGUACCAGCAACCGCCCGCCCCCAACCCCGACUUCUAUCAAUCGCACCAGACCAUCCCCCUCGCUCAGGCCCCGAGUAUAGUCCCGCAACCCGUUCCUACCGUCAACCCACCUCCACCGGUGGACCAUCAACAGUAUGCCCAUAUCAUGCAGCAGCCGCGGUAUGAUCCGAGCCCUCGAACAAGCUACAUACCGGCCGAGUACCAUCAGCAGCCUCCACCGCCUUACCCAGGCCACCACCCCAUGGUCACCGAGGCUGCCCACCCGAUGAUGAUGGCCUAUCACCCUGAAUACCAGUACAAACCCCCUGCUCGAAUCCUCAAUUCACAGGAAGGAACUGACUGGGGGUUUCUCGGCAUUAGCUGA
Messenger RNA from Talaromyces proteolyticus, 1278 nucleotides. RefSeq names its product putative C2H2 finger domain protein. Gene Ontology annotation, cellular component: transcription regulator complex; PcG protein complex. Lineage: Eukaryota; Fungi; Ascomycota; Eurotiomycetes; Eurotiales; Trichocomaceae. The transcript is spliced from 4 exons. The record is from RefSeq and is a predicted model, not a curated record. Bases 424 to 1278 code for a protein of 284 amino acids. Gene Ontology annotation, molecular function: RNA polymerase II cis-regulatory region sequence-specific DNA binding; DNA-binding transcription factor activity, RNA polymerase II-specific. Gene Ontology annotation, biological process: regulation of transcription by RNA polymerase II.